AUGGCUGCAGCACCAGCGCCUCUCUCGAUCAGAUACGCCGCCGAAUCCGACCUCCCUUCCCUUGGACACCUUGAGAUUGUUGCAUUCCCAACUUCCAAAUAUCUUUCCAACACUUUUCCCAAUGCCGACCCGCAGGUACUGCAGAACUUCAAGUCAGUUCUGCUAGGCGGGUCACUGCCAGACCCAGAAGUCCACGCCCUCGUAGCCGUCGAUCCCAGUACGGAUCAGACCGUAGCAUAUUGCCGCUGGACAAUACCCACGGCGUACGGAUAUGGAGACGCACCUCGAGCUGAGAUAUCCUGUCAGGCCGCCGCAAGAGCGGCAAAGGCGCUGGAAUACGCCCCUGAGUCUACGAAUAAGGAGAUCUAUGACAUGUUUGCAUCGCUUCUUAAGGCGAAGCAGAAAGUGCACACCCGAGAGGAUGAUAUGAUCCUUAACAUGCUUUGCGUGUUACCGGAAUACCAAGGAAGAGGGAUUGGGAAACAAUUUUUGAAGUGGGGAAUGGAAAAAGCGGAUGCAAAGGGGGCGAGGAUUUAUCUUGAAUCUACCCCAGCGGGGUAUCCGAUGUAUCAGAAAUACGGAUGGGAGGCCGUUGAGGAAUGUGUCAUUAACUAUGUGCCAUUUGGGGGCGAGGGAACCCAGACGUUUGUCUUCAUGAUGAGAAAUCCACGGACUCCGAACCCUGCCCCGUAA
Coccidioides posadasii C735 delta SOWgp is the source of this 693-nucleotide messenger RNA. RefSeq lists its product as uncharacterized. NCBI's taxonomy places the organism in Eukaryota, Fungi, Ascomycota, Eurotiomycetes, Onygenales, Onygenaceae. The record is from RefSeq and is a predicted model, not a curated record. Gene Ontology annotation, molecular function: acyltransferase activity, transferring groups other than amino-acyl groups.